Limulus polyphemus (Atlantic horseshoe crab) is the source of this 2155-nucleotide messenger RNA. RefSeq lists its product as uncharacterized. The transcript has 3 exons. Lineage: Eukaryota; Metazoa; Arthropoda; Merostomata; Xiphosura; Limulidae. Bases 261 to 1571 code for a protein of 436 amino acids. Gene Ontology annotation, cellular component: PRC1 complex. Gene Ontology annotation, molecular function: protein binding. The record is from RefSeq and is a predicted model, not a curated record.
UCGAAACGUACGGUGGGCGCGUGUUCUUACGUUGACCAUGCACGUUCCACUCGUGUGCGUGGUCACCUGCGGCCUCCGCAUGGCCUCAACCUAACGUUUGACGGUCUUAAUUGGUUCGCGCGCUAGCAUGCCUCUGAGAGCAUUCCAGGCAUAGCGCCUCAAUUUGCAAAGCGUGAAGCCCCCGGCCAGAGAGCGAAUUGAUUCUCUUCUAACUACACAACCCACUAAACCCACCUAAAUCUCUACCAUUUUCUGUUUUUAUGGCAGAUUUUUCUGCAGAUAAACUAGGCUUACAGCUUAUAGCACAGCCCAGCAACAUGUGGAAGAAUCGGAGCAGAGUUGAAACAGAGGAUCUAUACCUCGGGGCGAAGGACGACUGGGCCACUCCCAGUGGAGGUCAACAGCCACGAAACAAGUGUACUGUUCAUUCCACAGUUACUUCACGAGCUAACAACAUGUCCACAGACACGCUUCCAGUGUUUGCUAUCGUGAACACUAGCAUUUCACCAGUCAAGUCAGAGAGAGCAUCUUCUGACGUGGAAACACCAUCUCCUUCAGUGUCACCCAACUCCCCGAGCUCAACUAACCCUAUCAUGCGAGAAGUCGUUUCCGUCCCACAGUCGUCUCCCGUGAAGCAAGUGGGUACGAUGAGUUGGAACUACAGUGACUUCAUGCGAAGUUUGGCCGCGAAGUACAAGAGUGGUCGGGACAGCCAAACUAAUGGAUCGGUCGAGCCAUACAAGAGUUCUGCAGUGUCCCUCUUUCCUCGCACCACAGACGAUGGAGUUCUUCAAGACACGAAGAUCUGUACUCCCUAUGCCAGUACAGGCGACUUUGCAUCGUCAAAAACCCUUUUACAUUUGGUACGGACUGUUAGUGCACAAAGUGCUUCCCAAUUAGAGAACUAUCUGAGAAGAGCGAACAAAAACCCGCUUGAGGAAGGGCAAGAUGAUAGUUCUGAUCCCUUGGACCUUAGCACAGGUCAACUAAAACGACCCCGUGUAGGCAGUCCAAAAGAUUCUUUACAACGGCCUUUAUCACAAGUAGAAUCAGUUCUACAACCAAUUAUCAAUACUCGUACUAGUAAUUUUGUGGAAAAAACCAAUGAUCUGCUCAGGGCUUCUCCAAACUCAUCGAUCAGAAGAGUACCUAGUUGGGUGACCCUAAUGAAUAGACAAGGCUCUAGCCCUGAUCGUGUUUCUCCAGCAAAUGGGAAUCUUGUUAGAAACUCCGUGAAUGGGCGAUGUCUAUCCUUAUGUAUAGAUCACUCUUGUUCCAACAGGUCAGAAGCUAGUGAUAUUAGCAGAUGGACGGUGGAUGACGUAGUAGCCUUUGUCUUAUCAUUAGAAUCAUGCACAGAGUACAGUGAGAAGUUCAAGGAACAAUCCAUAGAUGGUGCUAGUUUAUCACUGUUGACUGAAGAACAUUUGACCACUUUCUUAGGGAUGAAGCUGGGUCCAGCGUUAAAACUCCGAGCCAGCUUGGCCAGACGUAUUGGUCAUUGCACCGUUUGCAUGCACUGUAUACACUGCCAUUCUGCUGACCAGUACGACAAGUUCAGCGAAACGUAACACUGACAACUUGUAGUUGAUCAUCACAUUUUGAAAAAUUUCCCUCUGCCAUUGAAAAUUAAUAACGUACAAGCACCUAGAGUGAAGAAAGUUUUGAGAAACAAACCUCCAUCCUUAAACACAUCAGACAGUAAUUGCAUGAUAAUUUAUAAUAAGUGACCAACAAGAUAAACGAAAUUUUGUUUCUUGUAAACUAUAAAAUGAUCAUAUAUAAACGAUUAUGUGACAAAAUUACAACAAAGUGAUCUACAGUACAAGCAUGUAGAGGAUAUUAUCAUGUUUCUCACUACCAGUUUCUUUCAACAGAACUGUAGCAACUACGUGUUCUCAACUUAUCCUUAACUAGGACAUAGGAUGCGCAACGUACUUCAUGUUCCUUCACGUUUCUCAUAUGUAUUUGUAAUUCGUCAGUGUCGUUGCAAACAAAUAUUUGAAUAAUCUUGAACUUCGCAAUAUCUUAAAACUAAUUUCUGGUUGUCCUAUUUUAUUUCAAAUGAAUAAUUCAUCACUACUCACUGGCAUGACAUAAAUACAUCUGUAAGAUUGUUGCGAUUUGGUCAUGCUUGUUAUAAAAUUGUUGCGAU